AGACUGCCCGACAGACUAUUGGACGUCACAACCAGGCAAUAAGCAGAGAUUAAAGUUCAGCGCCAGACUCCAGAGCAGUCCACCUCCGUUGUCGUCGUCCAGCUCGACGUCCUAUCCUCCACCGAGAGACAUCGUCAGAAUCGUCACCCACCCAGUGGGCUACGUUGCAUCGAAACUGGCGUCAUCAACAGUGGAGACUGAUGGGACGCACACCGAGAGACCUCCAGAACAGAAAGUUAACCAGAAAGAAGCAUCUGCAAACAGCCCACUUCACGACGCAUGUAAGAAGGGGGAUCUUGGUCGAGUGAGACACAUCCUGUCCCGGGGUUUGGUCGACAUCAACAGUAGAGACGACACGAAAGGAAGAACGCCACUCAUGGUGGCGGCACUGAAGAGACAUAGCAGAAUAGUUGAGUUUCUGCUGAGAAAAGGAGCUAAUGUGUCUCACGUUGAUACUAACGGUGACGACGUCCUGUACUGGGCCUGCAGUGGGGGACAUGACAUCGUGGACAUUAACAGUAGAGGAAGAUACGGAAGGACACCAUUGAUGACAGCAGCAUAUUAUGGACAGAGGGAAGCAUUUGAUGUACUUGUUAGUAGCGGUUGCCGAACUGACUUAGUGGAGGACCAGGGUCACACCAUCCUUCAUCUGGCCUGUUUAGGUGGUCGUAUGGAGAUGGCGGAGCACAUCCUCAAACAGAACAUGGCCGACAUUAACGCCAGAGACAAGGCUGGGAAAACAGCAGCCAUGAUAGCAAAUCAUGAAGGUCAACGUUCUUGUUUCAAGUGUCUGUCCUGA
Molecule: messenger RNA, 799 nt
Organism: Haliotis rubra (blacklip abalone)
Lineage: Eukaryota; Metazoa; Mollusca; Gastropoda; Lepetellida; Haliotidae
Product: ankyrin repeat domain-containing protein 50-like
Exons: 3
Molecular function (GO): protein binding
Source: RefSeq, a predicted model, not a curated record